Pimephales promelas (fathead minnow) is the source of this 2003-nucleotide messenger RNA. The record is from RefSeq and is a predicted model, not a curated record. Lineage: Eukaryota; Metazoa; Chordata; Actinopteri; Cypriniformes; Leuciscidae.
GAGUUUUAGGGUAGACUGGGUACAGUUGAGACACUUUUUGUGUUUUAAUUUUUCACACAAAAAUAGAUACUGAAAAGACGUGAAUUUCCACAUGACAUGCCACAUGACAUUUCAUUAGCUUGUAGACUAAGAUAUUAUCAAUCAAUAUUACUCAUAAGUAGUUUAUAUUUUCCACAAUUAGCUCAUAUUGUCUUGUCAUCUCUUGUAUUGUCUGCAGAGAUGACUACCCAGAACCCCCGCGUGUCACGUUAGGUCAAGGGAAGUUGAUCUCUGGUCUGGAUGAAGGUUUGCAGGGAAUGUGUGUGUUAGAGAGGAGAGAGAUCACUGUGCCACCCCACCUCGCACAUGGCACCAAUGGAGCCUUGGGUGUACCCAGCAGUGCAGUGUUGCUGUUUGAGCUGGAACUACUACAGCUACAGAAGGGUGUUCCUGAGGGCUUUUUGUUCAUCUGGCUUCAGAAGAGUCCUGAGCCACUGUUUCCUGUCAUCGAUAUGAACCAAGACCAGGAGGUCCCACUGGAGGAGUUUUCAGCAUUCAUUAUGCUACAGGUGGCUGAAGGCAGAGGCCGCAUACAUCCAGGAAUAGACAGCGACACUGUCCUAAAGGAUAUGUUCAAAAAUCAAGAUCUCAACACAGAUGGCAAGAUAUCUGAAGAUGAACUGAACAUCACAGUAAAUGAGGAAGAUAAAGUGCCUAUACAUGAGGAGCUUUAAGGGUAACACACUAUUUUGUAUAAUUCAGGUAUCAUCAAUUGUAAAUGGCUGAAUAGUUCACCCUUGGUCAAGAGGAUCCAUAGGUUAGGUAAUGGAAAAGGUUCCAAUGACAAAUUGCACUAUAAAAAAUACACUUCUAGUUGUAGUGUUUAAGAAGUAGCCGCAUUAGAAGAUCAUAAGUGACAUUUAUGUCUUUUUUUUCUGUCUAUUAACUACAUAUGCCGCGUUUCCACCGCAGGAACUUUCCAAAGGAACUAGGAACUUUGGGGUGGUACUCGGUGUGUUUACACCGCAGGAACCAGGGUCUAAAUGAAGUUCUGGGUAAAAAUUUCCCCCAGAGAAAGUCCCUGCUGGCGAGGUAGUACUUUUUCAGAGUUCGGGAACUUUCGGUGAGGGUCUUGUGCGCUGAACAUGCUGAUUGGUUCUUACCACUUGUUCUCUCUGCCCGAUAGCGCACAUUCUUCCCAUCCAUCUCACGGUCAAUGUCCACUGAUAACAACCGUCUGCUUUUAUAUCUAGCAUGAGAAGCUUUCUGAAUACGCUUUGGGUGCUCGUCUCAUUUCUGCCUUUUUGUUAAUUACCCAGUGGUGGAAAAUAACUAAUUACAAAUACUUUCGUUACAGUACUUGAGUAGAUUUUCAUUUUUUCUACUUUCUUGAGUAUAUUUAAAUUGUGGUACUUUUACUCUUACUUGAGUAAAAUAAAAAUGAAGUAUUCAACUUCUCUACAUUUAUAUUUCAUAAAAUGUACAAAGUACUUUGACAAAGGUACCGACGGAGCAAAAGGGCAAGCUGACAUUUGACAGACACUUUUUUAAAACUACUGCGGUGGAGCCCUGUGCUUCAGCCAAUAACAGACAUAUCUGAAGCCCUUCAGCCAAUAACAGACAGGUCUGACUCGGGUGCAAAACCAAUCAAAACCUCCAGUUCGGCUGGGCGUUCAAAUUGCGCUUUGACAUUAAAUCACUGGCGCUUGUGUUUUCAAUCUGUAUCGCUAACGUUUCAAUAUUUCAGUGAAUGUAAGUGAGUAUCCUGCUCAUAUUUAAUUAUGGCAACUACUGAAAUGGGUUAUACAAUUGAUAAUACCAGAGCACUAAGCAGUUGAAGUAAAUAAAAAAGCUUGGCUCAUAACAUGGACGCAGUUAUUGCAUGGAUGGAGCAAGAUCAAUGUAAGUGUCUAAAAUACAUGCACACAGUUCAAUUAAUGUUAAAGCUCACCUGUUUAACAAUACAGUUAAACUAAAUAUAUAAAGCAAACUUUGUAAAAAGCUAAAAAAAAAAAACAGUGAAA